This is a messenger RNA of Opisthorchis viverrini, 771 nucleotides long. RefSeq lists its product as hypothetical. The coding region runs from base 19 to 771 and encodes 250 amino acids. Gene Ontology annotation, cellular component: mitochondrial ribosome; mitochondrial large ribosomal subunit. The transcript is spliced from 3 exons. NCBI's taxonomy places the organism in Eukaryota, Metazoa, Platyhelminthes, Trematoda, Opisthorchiida, Opisthorchiidae. The record is from RefSeq and is a predicted model, not a curated record.
UGUUUAUUUGGUCCGAUUAUGGCGAUACUUAGUCUGGUGCUUGCUCAACAACCAACUCUCCUUCGCACCGUGCAACUCUUUCCUUCUAUGAUACACACCUCCGCGGUUGCCUAUGCCGAACCACUUAAGAAGAAAAAACGGAUAGACCCGUUGAUUGAACAGAAUCGUUUGCGCAGAAGGACUAGAAAAAUCGAAAAGGAAAUCAAGCGAUUCAAUCGCCAACAACGUCAGCUGAAACCAGUUGCGGAACUGGAGGGCGAUCGUAAAUUACUCAAAGAGCUAGAAUCGCGCAGGCGACAACCAGUGGACCUUAGUGAAAACGAAAUUGACCGACGUGCGGUUCUGUUAAAACAAUGGGGUCGUUAUCAAACAAAUGUGGCAAGAACUGAGUCUCAGCAGUUUUCUCGUGCCAUGCGGGCGCAACAGAGAGCUCUCGAUUGGCUCUAUUUGACAUCCCCGGAGCUGUACAAGGCCGCUAUUCAACCGUUCUAUUUACCCACUACGUGCACGACUGAAGGCGAUUGUGUGCAAGACAUCCUGGGAAAAAUCAAGGGACCCUACUACACAGCGCCUAGAAUCCACGGGGGUCUGGUCGAUUGUCCGGAAGACUAUGAACCACCAGAUGGAGAAGCAGUUGACACAACGCCAGAAUUCACUUACGAAUUCGAGCUGGACCGCAGACUGUUGGCUGAUCCUACUAAAAAGAAGACGGUAGUGAAAAAACAGAUCGACCCAAAAGAAGAGACCGCCGCUAGCAGUGACACGAACUGA